Molecule: messenger RNA, 1683 nt
Organism: Uranotaenia lowii
Lineage: Eukaryota; Metazoa; Arthropoda; Insecta; Diptera; Culicidae
Exons: 1
Coding region: 1-1683 (560 amino acids)
Source: RefSeq, a predicted model, not a curated record
AUGCAUGAAGUUGUCUACUCCCGCGCAGACAAAGGCAAUGCGGUCGUCAUCAUGGACAAACAGGAUUACGACAACAGAGUUCGAGACAUGAUAGUCAAUGGUCCAUAUGAAGAAUUUAUUUUCAAAAAUGGUAAACCAAAAGAUCCACUCAAUACGAUGAUAGAGGAAGCCAACGCCGUAAGACAGAAAGUCGCCCUCCUGAUGGGGGAUACCAAAUUAGAAAGAAAAUUUCUUGUCCCGAACCCGAAAGUCGCUUCUCUCUAUUGCUUGCCGAAAAUCCAUAAAAACCCGAUAGCUAUGAGACCCAUCUCUUCAAAUAUAAAUACACCUACGGAAAAAAUGGCAGCAUGGUUGGUGGAAGAAAUGAAAAAGUACCCUGUGAAGCAUGGUAAGAGUGUAAAAAAUUCAGUGGAACUGGUCGAGCGCCUAAAAGGAUUUAAAGUGCGUCGAGGCGAAAUAUUAGUUUCUUUCGAUGUCUCCGCACUUUUCCCCAGUGUACCAACUUCGGACGCCCUCAACAGCUUACGGGGGCACUUGGAACGCCGCCGGGUGCCUCCCAACGAAAUAGAUGCCUACCUGGCAGUUGCAGAAGUAUGCAUGAAGCAAAACUUCUUCAUAUUUCGGGGUAAGUUUUUUAAACAAACCUUUGGCCUCAGCAUGGGCAGCAAACUAUCCCCACUUUUGGCUGAAGUUUUUAUGAGCGACUUGGAAGCAGAUUUGGAGAAAAGUGAAAGACUUUUCCCACGUGUCUGGUGGCGCUACGUCGAUGACAUCCUUGCCUCGGUAAAGGAGCGUUAUCUCACACAGACAUUAGAGCUUCUAAACUCCAAACACAGGUCGAUAAAAUUUACAGUAGAAAAAGAAGUUGAGGGAAAACUCCCUUUCCUUGAUCUCCUAAUCUCAAGGAAAGAGGACAACACCAUCAAAUUUGGAAUAUAUCGAAAACCAACCUCAACCGACCGAUACAUAACAGCAGAUUCCAACCACUUCGGUGCCCAAAAACAAGCCGCCUUCCAUUCCAUGGCGCACCGCCUGUACAAUAUCCCCAUGGAAAAGGAAGAUUUUGAAGAAGAAAAACAUAAAAUCCUUGAGGCAGGUUUUUUGAACGGUUUUGACAACCAAUUUGUACUCAUAAUUCUCCGAAAACAUGCCCGAAAAAAGUACCGAAGUGAUGCUACCACUUUCAGGCCAGAGAAAGAAGAGCCCUACAGAGUUAGCCUGCCGUUGCACCCAAAACUAACUAAUGGGAUAACAAAAAUCCUUUCUCAACACGGUCUGAAAACAGCAUACAAGAGCGGCAACACCCUUAAGGAUCGGUUGGUCUCCUUGAAGGAUAAGAUCCCGCAGGAUGAGAGAUCCGGAAUCUAUGAAAUUCCCUGUGAGAGUUGCCCAGCUGUUUACAUUGGCCAAACUCGUCGCAAAUUUAAAGUUCGACUUAAAGAACAUCGGAAUGCUGUAGACAACAACAGGGUCAAUGAAUCCAGCGUAGCCGCCCACGCAACGGAAAUGGAUCACUCCAUAAACUGGGAAAAAGUGAUCUAUAGGAAAUGCGUAAGAAAAGCCUCACAUUUGAACGCUUGGGAGUCGAUGUUCAUUAGUACUUCCGAAAAACCGCUAAUGAACGAAGAUGACCCACCAAUUAUGUCGCCGCUUUUCACCUUCACCAAAAGGAAAAUCUCAUAA